AUGAACAUCUUUUUGUUGCUUCUUGUGCUUUAUUUCGCACGAAAUACCUUCGCUGAUGAGACUGAGUUUAUAUAUCCUGCGUUUGCUCCCGGUGUUGAUAUUCCGACAUUCGAAGGAGGCCAAAAUGCCAUAUUCAACUGGACGACAGAUGCCGACAAGCUUGACUUGCUUUUAUGGACAAACAAACUCGAUCGACCGAUUUCACUCGGAAAGGGUAUCUCGUCGAGCUUUUUCGUUUGGACCGUGGACUAUCACGCCUUUUUCAACACCGACCCCGAACCCAACUCUUUCUAUCAUCUUUGCCUUUAUUUCAAUGGCUCCACAAAAGUUUCAGCCCGAUCUGGAAAUUUCAAUAUUAUACAACCAUCAGUGAGGUCAUCCGUGUCCACUUCAACUCCAACACUCUGGACUGCACUUUCGACCUUCUCAUCGAGCAGUCCUUCAGACACAGCAGAUCAUGGUCCUGCGACAACAGCUUCCGGCACCGAAGGCCUCGGUGCAGGUGUCAUAGCCGGCAUCGUCGUCGGGACAAUCUUGGGGAUAGGCCUGUCCGUCUGUGUAGGAGUCCUACUGGCGAGGAGAAGAUACCGGGCAAACAAAGAUCCUAGCGACCAGGGAACUAGUCAGGAAGGAAGUGCUGUCUUUCCGAACGCCACCCCGACUGCCGAAUGCCAUUCGACUUGUCUGCAAGGCACAUCAGGAGGCGGGACCCUUUCUCAGUCACCCCCACCAGUUGAGCUUGGAGAGGGUAGACACACAUUCAAAGACCAAAAGCUUCUUCGGUCGGGUUCGCCGUAUGAGCUUGGGGAGGGUAUACCCUGCGAAACAGAUGUUGCAAGUCGCUGA
Molecule: messenger RNA, 846 nt
Organism: Colletotrichum orchidophilum
Lineage: Eukaryota; Fungi; Ascomycota; Sordariomycetes; Glomerellales; Glomerellaceae
Exons: 2
Coding region: 1-846 (281 amino acids)
Source: RefSeq, a predicted model, not a curated record